Molecule: messenger RNA, 1134 nt
Organism: [Candida] anglica
Lineage: Eukaryota; Fungi; Ascomycota; Pichiomycetes; Serinales; Debaryomycetaceae
Source: the annotation of a GenBank genome assembly
AUGCCUGCUGCCAGUGUUCAAUUAGCCGAAAAGGAUUUCGAAAGAGAUGCCAAAUUUGCAAAGGCCAUGCAUGGUGAAUCUUUCAAGAAGACCGGUUUGAGUGCCUUAGUCGCCAAGGCCAAGGAUGCCUCUAACGUUGCCACAGAUGGUUACUUCAAGCAUUGGGAUGGUGGUGUCGAAAAGGCUGACGAAGACAAGAGAUUGGAAGAUUACUCUCAAUUGACUGCUCAUUACUACAACUUGGUUACUGACUUUUAUGAACACGGUUGGGGUUCUUCUUUCCAUUUCUCUAGAUACUACAAGGGUGAAGCUUUCCGUCAAGCCACUGCCAGACAUGAACACUUUUUAGCCCACAAGAUGCAAAUCCAUGAAAACAUGAAGGUUUUGGAUGUUGGAUGUGGUGUUGGUGGUCCAGGUAGAGAAAUUUGCAGAUUCACUGAUUGUUCUAUUGUUGGUUUAAACAACAACGAUUACCAAAUCGAAAGAGCCAACCAUUACGCUCAAAAGUACAAGUUGGACCACAAGUUAUCCUAUGUCAAGGGUGACUUUAUGCAAAUGGAUUUUGAACCAGAAUCCUUCGAUGCCGUCUAUGCCAUUGAAGCUACAGUCCAUGCUCCAGUUUUGGAAGGUGUCUACUCUGAAAUCUACAAGGUCUUGAAGCCAGGUGGAACUUUUGGUGUUUACGAAUGGGUCAUGACUGACGAGUACGAUGAAACCAACCCAGAACACCGUAAGAUUGCCUACGGUAUCGAAGUUGGUGAUGGUAUUCCAAAGAUGUACAAGAGAGAAGUUGCCGAACAAGCUUUAAAGAAUGUUGGUUUUGAAAUCCAAUACGAACAAGAUUUGGCUGAUAAGAAUGACGACAUUCCAUGGUACUACCCAUUGAGUGGUGAAUUGAAAUAUGUUCAAACUUUCAGUGACUAUUUCACUAUCUUCAGAACCUCUAAGAUUGGUAGAACCCUCACUACUGAGGCUGUUGGUUUGUUGGAAAAGCUUGGCUUGGCUCCAAAGGGUUCCAGACAAGUUACCGACGCCUUGGAAGACGCUGCUGUCAACUUGGUUGAAGGUGGUAGACAAAAGUUGUUCACUCCUAUGAUGUUGUACAUCUGUAAGAAGCCAGAAAAUGCCAAAUAA